Lutzomyia longipalpis is the source of this 624-nucleotide messenger RNA. RefSeq names its product iron-sulfur cluster assembly scaffold protein IscU (gene IscU). Gene Ontology annotation, molecular function: ferrous iron binding; 2 iron, 2 sulfur cluster binding. The record is from RefSeq and is a predicted model, not a curated record. Gene Ontology annotation, biological process: iron-sulfur cluster assembly; intracellular iron ion homeostasis. Lineage: Eukaryota; Metazoa; Arthropoda; Insecta; Diptera; Psychodidae. Gene Ontology annotation, cellular component: mitochondrial matrix; cytoplasm. The coding region runs from base 84 to 539 and encodes 151 amino acids. The transcript is spliced from 4 exons.
UUUUUGACAUUUCCUUAUUUUUCCAUCGCAGUUUGUCGCAAAAAAUUCCUUGUGCAAUUUUAUCGAGUUUUCCCUGUGAAAAAAUGUCUCUGUCGCGUGCCUCACGCCUUCUUCAGGUCACCAAGACCCGUAGCAUCCCAACUGCACUCUACCAUGCAAAUGUCCUUGAUCAUUAUGAGAAUCCCCGGAAUGUUGGAUCUAUGGACAAGAAUGAGAAGAAUGUUGGCACUGGACUGGUGGGAGCUCCAGCAUGUGGGGACGUAAUGAAAUUACAAAUUAAGGUUGACGAGAAUGGAAAAAUCAUCGAUGCUAAAUUCAAAACAUUCGGCUGUGGGUCUGCUAUCGCUUCGAGCUCUCUGGCCACGGAGUGGGUAAAGGGGAAAUCAAUCGAUGAAGCUGGCAAACUCAAGAAUACCGACAUUGCUAAAGAACUCUCCCUUCCACCUGUUAAGCUUCACUGCUCAAUGUUGGCAGAAGAUGCUAUCAAAGCUGCUCUUGCUGACUACAAAGUCAAGCAGCAGAAGUCCAAGGACGAAUAGGAUGGUUGAGAGAUCUCUGAAAUUAUUAACUUCUUUAGAUUUAUAGAUGUGAUUGGAAGAAUGAAUAUAAAUAUUUUAAAUAGUU